Venturia canescens is the source of this 626-nucleotide messenger RNA. RefSeq lists its product as uncharacterized. The record is from RefSeq and is a predicted model, not a curated record. The transcript has 3 exons. Bases 118 to 564 code for a protein of 148 amino acids. NCBI's taxonomy places the organism in Eukaryota, Metazoa, Arthropoda, Insecta, Hymenoptera, Ichneumonidae.
AAGCAGCACCACUGUUGAGAAACUUCAUCACAAUCAGUUGUAUCGUUGACUAAAGAGAAGUCGUACUUCAACUCUUUCAACAAUAUAUCUGCUUGCAAUUCGGUCUACGAAUCAAUCAUGGAGAGACGUAAUUAUUUCGCAAUCAUGCUACUCGUUUUUGGGGUCAUCGGAGUUUAUUCCCAUUCUCAGAGGAGCGAUGCAGGCCAUGUUCUUCCAUCGGUCGAAUCGGUUCAAGACUCUUCUGACGAGGGGCUGGCUGAUUUCUCAGUUCUUCACGCUAAUAAGGACGCUGGUGGAAGAUCGAGGAGAGAUAAACCGCCGUCUGAGAAGAAAAAGGUGGAACAGGUAGCUAAGGCAGCGAGAAAUUUCGUUUUCCGACAACCACAGACUUUGAGUUCAGCUGAGUUAGCUCAUCAGAUUGAUAUGCGAGAGCUCCUUGGCUAUGUCGAUAUUAAUACGAGGACGGGUAUGAACACAGACAUGGCCAUAGACCGCGCUAUAGCGCAACAUACUCAACUGGUUCGUCGAAUCAAACAAUAUAUUCGAGCGCAUCCCUCCCAAUAGUACGGGCGCAACAAAUGUUACAGAAGAUAAAACUCAGUUGAAAGAUUAUCAAUAAAAUUGUA